AUACCACAGGUACUUUGUAGCGUGGCUGUCCAUGACAUCAUCCCCGUCCGACGGGGCUGGACUUUGGCUUCACGUUUGCCCUAAUCGGGAUCCACUUGGGCUCCACUUCUUUGUCCCGAGCUCUUCCUCGUCAUCAUCAUGAUGCAACCUGUCAGACCAGGGGCACGUCCCAGUGCAACAUUUCUUAUAAGACUCGCAAUCCUGACGGGCGUAUGGUCUCGCCAGGUUCAACUGGCAUCAAAGCUAAGUUUCCCGUCGACUCAACGGUCCAUUCAAUCUAUCUGGUAUCUACUCAUUUGUGGAUCCAUCGAUCAAUUGGCAUACCUACAUAUCCAUCAUGCCCCCCAAACACAAGAGUCACACUCCCCGUCUACAUCAGUAAGUGGCUCUGUGUCCACCUCACGUUCGCAAACGACAAAACUUACUUUUCCCCUCACCUACCUCAGUCUCGGAAAAUGGAUGCCCUCCACCCUCGACGCCCACCACCAGUGGCUGGGGGGCGUGAUCGCCGAUGUUGACAGCAAAGAGUCCCACGAUCUCCAUCCCGUCUUGAAGGAAUUCCAAGGCCUCAUCGAAAACAACACCCGCGUCUACCUUCUCAUCGCCUCCAUGUUCGGCGAAAUCCCCCGCAACAGAGCCUAUUCCAACGACCCCACCGGCUGUCCCCAAAUGCGGGACUAUAAACACAUGCUCAACGUUCUGAAUCACCUCCUCACCGCUGCGCCCUCGUGGAGCGACUUCUCUCAUCGGGUGGGCCUGGUCGGGCUGCCCAUCAAUGCUGUCCUGGACUGGCCGAUGGGUACCCCGAGCGGAUACGCCGCAUUCCUGGACCCGGACGUAAACCGCAUGAUCAAGAAAAUCCUGAAUGUAUGGGGCGAGUUUCUGCAGUCUCCAGAGUCCGCCAGGGUGCUGGACGAGUCACCGUACGGCUGGUUCGGGGAGACCGGCAAGAGCGAUCUGGUGGAGGUGGCGAACGUGAGCGCGAAGACGAAUCACUCAUUCGAGGAGAUGUUCAUCUGCGACCCGUCCGCGGAGCACCACGGCUACAAAUCGUGGGAUGAUUUCUUCACCCGGCUGUUCCGAGAGGGGAUUCGGCCCGUUGCGUCGCCGAGUGAUGAUAAGGUGAUCGCCAACGCGUGUGAGUCACAGCCGUACAAGGUUGCGCAUAACGUGAAAGCGCGCGAUCAGUUUUGGAUCAAGAGCCAACCGUACUCGGUAUAUGACAUGCUGUCGUUCGAUCCGUUGGCCAAGCAGUUCGAGGGCGGGACCGUCUACCAGGCUUUCUUGAGCGCGUUGAGUUAUCACCGGUGGCACGCCCCCGUGUCCGGGAAGAUCGUGAAGUCGUACAUCGUCGACGGAACGUAUUAUUCGGAGCCGUUGUUCGAGGGUAUUGGCGAUCCGGACCCGAAGGCGCAUCAUGAGAUCGAUGAUGCUGGUGAGGUCAUGUCCCAGGAAUUCCUGACGGCCACAGCCACGCGAGCGGUCAUCUUCAUCGAGUGCGACAACCCGGAUAUCGGGCUGAUGGCGUUCCUGGGGGUGGGUAUGUGCGAGGUCUCGACGUGCGACAUCACUGUCUCCGAGGGCCAGCAUGUCACCAAGGGCGAUCAGAUCGGGAUGUUUCAUUUCGGCGGUUCGACUCAUUGCCUGCUUUUCCGGAAGGGGGUUAAUGUGAAGGGAUUCCCCUCGCCCGAUCUGGGUCAUAAUGUGCCUGUGAGGAGCCAGGUGGCGGUGGUUGAGUAGUAGGAUCUGGAUAUAGGUAGUUGAAAGUACUUGCCAGCUGUAUAGUUCCACAUCAUCUAUUGUAUAGUGAGAGGAUGGCAAUCAAAUUGUAUGAGAAGACUAUUAAGAAGAGACUAUCAAGCAAAGUUGGGUUCUGCAAACUGGCCGGGCAAAGCGUAC
Messenger RNA from Aspergillus heteromorphus CBS 117.55, 1899 nucleotides. RefSeq names its product phosphatidylserine decarboxylase family protein. Gene Ontology annotation, molecular function: phosphatidylserine decarboxylase activity. Lineage: Eukaryota; Fungi; Ascomycota; Eurotiomycetes; Eurotiales; Aspergillaceae. Bases 139 to 1740 code for a protein of 533 amino acids. The record is from RefSeq and is a predicted model, not a curated record. Gene Ontology annotation, cellular component: mitochondrion. Gene Ontology annotation, biological process: phosphatidylethanolamine biosynthetic process. The transcript has a single exon.